Messenger RNA from Hibiscus syriacus, 1537 nucleotides. RefSeq names its product coniferyl alcohol acyltransferase-like. NCBI's taxonomy places the organism in Eukaryota, Viridiplantae, Streptophyta, Magnoliopsida, Malvales, Malvaceae. Bases 60 to 1427 code for a protein of 455 amino acids. The record is from RefSeq and is a predicted model, not a curated record. Gene Ontology annotation, molecular function: acyltransferase activity, transferring groups other than amino-acyl groups. The transcript is spliced from 2 exons.
AAAAUCAUCUGCUUCCCCUUUUCCCUACAAAUUCUCUCUCCAAUUACAGUGGUCAAAAAAUGGAAUCAACGGAGGGAGAAUUCACGGUGACGGUGACAAAAAACGAAGUGGUGGCGGCACUGCUGCCGUUCCAAGAGCAUUGGCUGCCACUCACCAACCUAGACCUGCUUCUGCCGCCGCUGGACUUCGGCGUUUUCUUCUGCUACAAGAAACCAGUCUCCGCCGGCUGCUGCAUGGUUAGUGCUCUGAAGAAGGCGUUGGCGGAAGCUCUUCUCCCUUACUACGCGUUGGCCGGCGAGGUGGUCCUAAACGCCAUGGGGGAGCCCGAGCUUCUGUGUAACAACCGAGGCGUGGAUUUCGUGGAGGCUUAUGCAGAUAUUGAGCUUCGAAAUCUCAACUUUCAUAAACCUGACCAGACCGUUCAAGGUAAACUGGUACCCAAGAAGAGACGUGGUGUGCUGUCAGUUCAGGCAACAGAACUUAGAUGUGGUGAUGUAGUGGUUGGAUGCUCAUUUGAUCAUCGAGUAUGUGAUGCAUACACAGCCAACAUGUUCCUUGUGUCAUGGGCUGAACUGGCUCGGUCGAGACCGGUUUCAAUGGUGCCAAGCUUUCGUCGAUCGUCGUUGAAUCCGAGACGACCAGGGUGCAUCGACCCUUCCUUGGACGACAUGUAUGUGUUGAUACCCUCCUUGCCUCCUCCUGAAGAAAACAAUGAACCUACUGAUCAUCUCGUAAGUCGAAUCUAUUAUAUCAAUGCCGAACAACUUAAUGAGCUUCAGUCACUUGCCUCCUCCGAUGGCGACAAAAGGACUAAACUCGAGUCAUUUAGUGCAUUUUUGUGGAAGAUGUUGGCAACUUACACUGCCGAUGAAGAUCGAAACAAGAUAUCAAAAAUGGGGAUCGUGGUGGAUGGGAGGGCAAGGUUAGGCGAAGGAGAUCAAGACAAGGCCACGGCCAUGGGAUGUCACUUUGGAAAUGUGCUAUCCAUUCCGUACGGAUCCCAAACGAUCGGUGAACUAAGUGAAAAGCCUUUAUGUUGGGCGGCAAAACAAGUUCACGAGUUUCUAAAACCCGCAACGACCAAGGAGCAUUUCCUGGGACUAAUCGAUUGGGUCGAAGCUCACCGUCCUGAGCCUGCAAUGACAAGGGUGUACAACGUUGUGAAGGAUGAUGGGCCGGCAUUGGUGGUGUCGUCGGGGCUUCGGUUCCCGGUUUCGAAGGUGGAUUUCGGAUGGGGGUGUCCUGCUUUCGGGUCAUACCAUUUCCCGUGGGGUGGUGUUUGUGGAUACGUUAUGCCGAUGCCUAGUAGAGUGAGAGAGGGUGAUUGGGUGGUCUACAUGUUGCUAUUGGAAGGGCAGUUGGAGCAAAUAGAAAAAGAGGCUGCCAAUGUGUUUAGGCCCUUCACCUUUGAUUACGUCGAUCUCUAAGUUUCAUGUUUUUCCAGUCUGGGUAAGAAAGAAAGAAAACAUUAAUUUUAAUGGUGUUGCGUAUACUAUGUAUACAAGCAUAACCUCAUGUGCUUGUUGUAUUUUGUUAU